Messenger RNA from Microthlaspi erraticum, 1056 nucleotides. The record is from the annotation of a GenBank genome assembly. Lineage: Eukaryota; Viridiplantae; Streptophyta; Magnoliopsida; Brassicales; Brassicaceae.
AUGAGCAUCAGUGAGUCAUAUCCACCGGCUUUCCGCUGUGUAAUCAACGACGGAGAUCCUCAAGGUACGGCAAAGGUCGAACCGGUUCUUCUCCAUGACAAGGAAAUUGAUAUCCCGGUUAUCGAUUUGGAGCGUUUGGACAAGGAGAUACUAACAGAGGCAUGCAGAGAAUGGGGAAUAUUCCGUCUGGAGAAUCACGGAGUACCGUUGGAGUUGAUGUCACGGCUUCAGGAGAUCUCGGAGUCGCUGUUGAGUCUGCCGUUUGAGAACAAACGGGAGUUGUUCGCCGCCGUUAAGUCUCCGUUAUCGUAUUUCUGGGGAACACCUGCUCUAAAUCGUUCGGGAGAUGCACUGAAGAGAGGCACUCAAGCUUCGAACGUAACUAUGGUCGAAGGUUUCAACGUUCCUCUUUCUUCUCUCUCGAAGCUUCCAGCUUCUACUUCUUGUGGUGAUGAUGAUGCUGCUGCUCAACAUUCACAACUAGAGUCUUUCAGAGUGUUGAUGGAGGAAUAUGGAAGGCAUAUAACUAGAAUUGCUGUGACCUUGUUUGAAGCUAUAGCACAAACACUGAACCUAGAAUUAUCCGGUGACAAAAGAUCAGAAUACUUAUCGGAGUCCACAGGGCUCAUACGGGUUUACCGGUAUCCCGAGGCAGCCGGAGAAGCUCUAGGAAUGGAAGUCCACACGGACAGUUCGGUGAUCUCGAUAUUAAAAGAAGAUGAAACUGGGGGGCUUGAGAUCAUGAAAAAUGAAGAAUGGUUCCGUGUAAAACCUGUUGCUAAUACGCUCAUCGUCAAUCUUGGAGAUAUGAUGCAGGCGAUAAGCGACGAUAAAUACAAGAGUGUGGAGCAUAGAGUGAAGAAGAAGGAUAUGAAGAAAGAGAGACACUCGGUAUGUUAUUUUGUGUUCCCACAGAGAGAUUGUGUGAUAAAGUCAUCAAACUACAAGCCAUUUACUUACUCAGAGUUUGAAGCUCAAGUUCAGGCGGAUGUUCAGUCUCUUGGAACUAAGAUCGGCCUUCCUAGAUUCACCCCAAAAUCACCGUUAUAUGUCUGA